Molecule: messenger RNA, 713 nt
Organism: Paramecium octaurelia
Lineage: Eukaryota; Ciliophora; Oligohymenophorea; Peniculida; Parameciidae
Source: the annotation of a GenBank genome assembly
AUGGAAUUUUUUUAGGAAGAGGAAGAAGAACAUCCAGAAUAAAAAGGAUGUUGCGCCUUUUUAACAGUCCAAUAUUAUUAACCUUACUUCAAUGUCUCUGAAGAUGAUGUGAUUGACAGAAUCAAGGCCUCCUUUCUCCCUUUCCGAAGAGACUUUCAUGAGCGAGUUGCAGGAAAUCCCGAUCUGUAAAUUCUAGCACUAUACAUCUAGAUGGGGUCCUUUAUGGAUUAGUGCAACAAUUAUCUUUCUAAUUACGGCUGUCGCAAAUAUCAACUAAAUGAAUUUUGAAGGAUAAACAACAUAUUCAGUAGACUAUGUUCCUUAAUCAGCAGCACUCCUAUAUUGCAUAAGUUUUGGAACACCUGUCAUACUUACAAUCGUAAUGAAGAUUCUUGGCAGCGAUAUCCGAUUCUUUCAUACUCUGUGUCUUUAUGGCUAUUCCAUGUCAAUUUUGAUGCCCAUAACCAUAUUGUGCGUAAUUCGAAAUUCCUAUGUGUAAUGGUGUUUGGUUGGCUAUGGAAUGAUCAGCUCCUCAAGCUUCUUGAUAAUGGGAAUGAGAAAGUAAUCAACCAUAUUAAUUUAGAAUUUUAGGGGAUUUAGAAUAAGCCAAAAGAUACAUCAUAGUUGGAAUAGUUUUAGCCAUGUAAUUUAGUCUAUAUCUGCUAUAUAAACUAGUAUUUUUUAAAGUUAUAGAAAAGAAUUCAACAGAAUGA